Messenger RNA from Lucilia sericata (common green bottle fly), 1098 nucleotides. RefSeq lists its product as uncharacterized. The record is from RefSeq and is a predicted model, not a curated record. The transcript has 3 exons. The coding region runs from base 540 to 1076 and encodes 178 amino acids. Lineage: Eukaryota; Metazoa; Arthropoda; Insecta; Diptera; Calliphoridae.
AUUUUGUCUUCUUUUCAACUCAGUUUAUAAUCAGUGUCGAGACAAGUAAGAAUAAAAAGUGGUUUUUGAAGUUUAUUAAAUUAAAAAUUUAAUUUUUAAUAAAGUUUCUUAUAAAUACUAAGUGUAUUAACUAAAAAGUGUUUUAUUAGAAAUCAAAAAUUAAAUUUAUAAUAUAAAAUAAUUUAUAAUGCUAUCAAAUAAAGCAAUAAGAUUAAAAAGCAAACGAGAAGCAAAAAAUAUGAUGGAGUCUGCUUAUAAUGAAGUGGGAUCAUCCAAAAAACAAGUUAAAGGCAGGGAAACAUCUGAUUGCGAUGAUGUCCCAAUGAAAGUCAGUUCUUUCGAAAAAUUGGUUGAAUCGGAUUUCACUGAAACAUCAUCCGUUUGCGAUAAUUUUCCAGUUGAAUAUAUAGAAGAAGUGAAUUGCAACAAAUACAAAACAAACCGCCAGAUAAUCAGACAGGUAUAAGAACAUUAUAAAUGUCAUAAUUUCAUUCAUUAUACUUUAUAUUACAUUAAUUCUUUCAGAUAGUAAACAAAAUAUGUUGACGGAGAUUUUAGGAGAAGUGCGCACGCUAAAACAGCAAAUCGGCAGACUAACAGAGGAAGUGAUAACCGUAAGAAAUGAAGUGCGUCAAUUAAAAUUAAUUUAUUCUGAGGAAAUUAAAACCAAUUUAGUGCCACCUUUACCCAUAAAAACUGUAAAACAGUUGGAAGAAUUACAUAAACAAAUAGAAGAGAACGUGGAUAUUGUAGCUCAAUUGAAAUACGUUAUUGGUAAAGUGGGUGGCGACAGCUCCAACUCGUUUGUCAGGAAUGCAAUUAAAAAAAUGCUGAGCGAUGAUGUGGCUGCAAAAUUGAGUUGGCGUGGAACGAAAAGUAAGCCCAGUAUUCAGGAAUUCAAUAUAACGAAAAUUAUAACAAGUGUGUGCCAUUCAAAAUUUCCGAAAGCUGAUGAUGCAGGUAUAAAUAAGGUAUUACAACAACAUUUUGUUCAUGCUGGUGACCGUCUCAGAAAGAGUGACCGAACCAAAAAGAUUGAUGAAGCCAAGAAAAUUGACGAUUUGGCUGAAAAAUAACUUUAUUUUUUAAUAAUUUUUC